Molecule: messenger RNA, 525 nt
Organism: Chondrus crispus (carragheen)
Lineage: Eukaryota; Rhodophyta; Florideophyceae; Gigartinales; Gigartinaceae
Exons: 1
Coding region: 1-525 (174 amino acids)
Source: RefSeq, a predicted model, not a curated record
AUGGACGAAGCGGAGGGCGCGGACGGGUUUCGGGAGAGGGGCACGCUACUCGUGCUCGUGGAGAGGGUACCGAGUAUUCCGAAUGUGCUGCGGCUGUCGAAUGCGUGCGCAAGCCAGGAGGGGAGGGACGUCCUGUUGGUCGAGGGAAGGCAGGCGAAGAGACAGCUGUUGACGAGGUUGCUGAGAUUGCUGGAGGCGGGGGAGGCAGAGAAGAGGCUGGCGGGGGCGAGCUGGGUGCGGAACUGCGCGAUGGCGGACGAGUGCCAUGAUGUGUUAGUGGGGGUACAGCGGCGGUCGCAAUGUGCUUGGGCAGGUCAAAGUAGGUGGGACGGGAGGAGAUGGCGGAGAUUCGCGCCUGGUUGGUCGAGGAAGUGUUGUUGUUGUGUAAGAGCUGGGCGGGGAAGGACGCGCUCAGGGAUGGCGGGGCCGUCGACGUUCUGGAGGGAUGGAAGGGGGAAGAGCAUCAGGGAUGACGGGGCCGUCGACGUUCUGGAGGGAUGGAAGGGGGAAGAGCAUCAGGGAUGA